Mucor velutinosus is the source of this 2691-nucleotide messenger RNA. RefSeq lists its product as uncharacterized. The coding region runs from base 1 to 2691 and encodes 896 amino acids. The transcript is spliced from 5 exons. The record is from RefSeq and is a predicted model, not a curated record. Lineage: Eukaryota; Fungi; Mucoromycota; Mucoromycetes; Mucorales; Mucoraceae. Gene Ontology annotation, molecular function: protein binding.
AUGAAAAGUUCGAUACUUUUUUUAACGACAGCCAUCUUGGCCUAUGUCAACACAGCACAAGCAUACUUUUAUGUUCCUAGUUUCAUGAACUCGCUCCCUUUCAAGGGCGGCAUGGCAUACGCACGAAAGAACGAUUCAUUGUAUCUCUUUGGUGGCGAAAAUGCAACUGUACGAUAUACGAACGAUCUCUAUAAACUGACACAAACAGCUACAUCUUACAACUGGGAAAUCGUUCCUCAAAUCAACGCACCAAACGGUACAAUCUACAGUCAAUCCUAUGUUACCGCCGAUGGUCAGAACAUGGUGUUGAUGGGCGGCAUGUCCAAUGCCACCAACGGCAGAGGCUUACCUCUUCAGAUCCACACCUACAACUUUGCUUCUCAAACAUGGACCGAGUUUUCUGGAAAUAAUGCCAACGUCUCUUCACCUCCACCUGCUGAAUUCAUCUACAACAGAGAAUACUUCAGCGCUACCUAUGACAGCAAGAACCAGCUCACUUACAUCUUGGGUGGUGCUGUCUCUGCUGCCAAUCAGGUCUUUAGCGACUUCCAUGUCUUGGAUGCCAACUUUAAAUCAACUGCACUCGUCUCUCCACCUUACGGUCGUUAUGGUCAUUCUGCUUCUAUUUUAAGUGAUGGUAAGCUGGUUGUUAUUGGUGGUGUUACAACCAACGGCUCUCCUGCACUCGCAAGUCUUCAAUCUGCCUGGGUUUACGAUCCUGCAACAAAGGGCUGGGUGGAGCAGAAUCUCUCGACCACUGCAUCUCGCUAUCCCUCUACUACUUCUGAUCACACAGCCGUCGUUACCUCUGAUGACAAGAUUAUCAUUUUUGGUGGUGAUAGUGCUGAUGGCCAAAGAACCAGACAAUACUUGAAUACCAUUGCCGUGUUGGACUGCAAGACCUGGUCAUGGUCUAUUCCUAGCAUUGGCGGUAUUCCUCCUUCUCGCCGUUCAUUUGCUGUUGGUGGUCUUUUAGACGGUGGUAAACACCUCACGGUUGCAUUUGGUUCUUCAUCAAAUUCUUAUUAUAACGACAUCAACACCUUUGAUUUGACUGCAAGCUCCUGGUUGCAAUCAUUCAACGAAUCAUCCAACAAUGGCGAUGGUUCCGUUUCAAAGGGCCUUAUCGCAGGUGUCACCGUAGCAGCUGUUGUAUUACUUGUCAUCAUCUUGUUCUUGCUCUGGAAGUUCCAAUCCUACAUUCGUUGGUUGGUUGUUCGCAUUCACAACGACAUUUGGAAGCCUCGUACUGGUGAACCUGUGUGGGCUGAAACUUCUCGCAUCGUCGCUCAAGUUUUCUUCCUGUUCAUCUUUGCCAUGUUCUUGUAUUUCGUCAUUCGACAAGCUGUGGAUAGCCCCAAUGUCACUCAACGAAUCGAAUACGCUGCUGCUGAAGUCGAUGUUCCUGAUGUCCGCUUCUGCUACGACGGUUAUCCCAGCCAAAGUGCCACUUAUGGCCCUCCCGGCGUCUCUUGUCAAACAGACAAUGGCUACUCUUGUACCGAACACAUCAAGCAGCUCAACAUGUCUGUAUUCCAGCCUACUUUCUCUGACAACUUGGGUGCCGUCAACUGCUUCCUCUUCCGUGCCCCUAAUGACUUUAAGAUGACCUCCACUUCGGGUAAGAACAAUGGCUCUCGCUUGCUCUUUACCAUGUUUGGCGAUCAGACCACUACCUAUGGCCGUGUUCAUGUCUCUGUGUUCCCCAAGGAAAUGGACCCCAAUGCAAAGAUCUAUGGCUACGAUGAUGGCAUGAGCAACUACUUGAGUGAGGCUGAUGUGCUCAACUGGCAAAAUUCCGAGCGUAACGAUUUGCAAGCUACCAAUGUCUACACUAUUCAACCCUUCACCUACAGUGCUCUCAGCUACGACAUUGUCGAUCACCGCUAUUUGCAACCUGUCGGUUGGAACUAUGUCGGUUUCUUACCUGUUACCAACAGCACACCCGAAAUUGAGUCCAACUUCCGUUCUGAGGCCCCUAACCCUACUUACACCAAUGGCCAUAUCGAUCUCGGUGUAUUGGCUGUGUUCCCCGAGAAUUUCGCCACAUUGGUCGACCGCGAAGUCAAGAUGUACACUCUCGUCAAUGCGCUUGGUUUUGUUGGUGGUAUCUUUGGUCUAUUGAUUGCUGCUCAAGCCUGGCUCUUUGGUUAUCGUCCCAGAUCUCCUUGGGGUGUUGUUCAUCGUUGGUCCACUGGCAGCCGCAAGCAGUCUUUGCUCCAAGGUUUGCAACAAAAGUUCAAGACCACAGACUCUGGUAUUCCUCUUGUCCAUCCCGUCCACCACCGAUUCAGCGUCAAUGAAUUCCAAAACUUGGGACAAGAGACUGAAGCACAAAGAGUGUCUCGUGUUGAGGAGCGCAUGCAAAUUUUGGAACUCUUGUUCAAGGCUUACUAUGUCGAUGAUGAAGUCUUCCGUUCAUUAGAUAACGCAGCCGCUGUUGGAGACCAACACAAGAACCAUCCUCAUCAACAACAACAAUUUGGUGUCGCUACACCUGGCACACAAGCCAGCGCUAAUCCCUUUUUCGCUUCCACUGAAAAAUUAAGUCCUUACCAACAAAAGGAAGACCAGAAUGGGUUUUCCCACAUGUUUAGUGAGAGACAAAGUCGUGGAAGCAUCAGCAGCGAUGCCAACUCUCAAGUCAACUUGCAUUCGGCUCAAGAUGUUCAUUUACGUGAUAUGCGAUAA